This is a messenger RNA of Achroia grisella, 5582 nucleotides long. It is a transcript of the gene sxc, whose product is annotated as UDP-N-acetylglucosamine--peptide N-acetylglucosaminyltransferase 110 kDa subunit. Gene Ontology annotation, biological process: protein O-linked glycosylation. NCBI's taxonomy places the organism in Eukaryota, Metazoa, Arthropoda, Insecta, Lepidoptera, Pyralidae. The transcript is spliced from 10 exons. Bases 229 to 3405 code for a protein of 1058 amino acids. The record is from RefSeq and is a predicted model, not a curated record. Gene Ontology annotation, molecular function: protein N-acetylglucosaminyltransferase activity; protein binding.
AGCUAGCUAGUUCUACUCGUCUACUCUUUGGUGGAGUCAAAACUAAUCUAUUGUUCUUAAUUUAUUGAAUUCGUUUGGUUUUAGGAUUGCUUUGGUUGGUGAAUAAUGUGUUAUUUUACGGAACGUUUGUAAUGGAAUAAUACCAAAUUAAACUUAACUUCUAUAAAUGAAUUAAAAGUAUAUGUAAUAAAGUGUUAUAAUGUGCUUAGCAUAGGUUGCUAUAAUACAAUGAUAACCAAAAUGCAAGCUCAAACAAAUGUUGCCGUGCCACAAUCUGUCACAACGCAGCCCCAGCAAAUAGUCGGAGUUCCUGCAAAUGCCGUAAUCUUAAAAAUGUCUGAUAUCCAGCAGAUAUCUACUGUUGGACUUUUGGAGCUGGCGCACCGCGAAUACCAGGCGGGAGAUUACGAGAGUGCGGAGCAGCAUUGCAUGCAGUUGUGGCGUCAAGAUGGCACCAACACUGGAGUUCUACUCUUACUAUCUUCAAUUCACUUCCAAUGCCGCCGUUUGGACAAAUCUGCACACUUUUCCACAUUGGCUAUCAAGCAAAACCCAUUAUUAGCAGAAGCUUAUAGUAAUCUGGGAAAUGUAUACAAAGAAAGGGGCCAGUUACAAGAGGCUCUGGAGAACUACAGGCAUGCAGUCAGGUUGAAGCCAGACUUCAUUGAUGGUUACAUCAACCUGGCGGCGGCGCUUGUAGCUGCUGGUGACAUGGAACAAGCUGUCCAAGCAUAUGUCACUGCUCUUCAAUAUAACCCUGAUUUGUACUGCGUAAGAAGCGACUUGGGCAAUUUGCUCAAGGCCUUAGGGCGUCUAGAUGAGGCAAAGGCUUGUUACUUGAAGGCCAUCGAAACGAGGCCUGACUUUGCAGUGGCAUGGAGUAACUUAGGAUGCGUAUUUAACGCACAAAGUGAAAUUUGGUUGGCCAUACAUCAUUUUGAGAAGGCGGUGGCUUUGGAUCCCAAUUUCUUGGACGCAUACAUUAAUUUGGGGAAUGUUUUAAAAGAAGCAAGAAUAUUUGACAGGGCUGUAGCAGCUUAUCUCCGUGCUCUGAACUUAUCUCCCAACAAUGCUGUUGUACAUGGAAAUUUGGCAUGCGUAUAUUACGAACAAGGAUUGAUCGACUUAGCCAUCGAUACAUACAGAAGAGCCAUAGAGUUGCAACCAAAUUUCCCAGAUGCAUACUGCAACUUGGCCAAUGCUUUAAAGGAGAAAGGUCAAGUUGCUGAUGCGGAGGAGUGUUAUAAUACCGCCUUACGCCUUUGCCCUUCCCAUGCAGAUUCCCUAAACAAUUUGGCUAACAUCAAGCGUGAGCAAGGUUAUAUAGAAGAAGCGACGCGAUUGUAUUUGAAGGCUUUAGAAGUGUUCCCAGAAUUUGCUGCUGCACAUAGCAAUUUAGCGUCUGUAUUGCAACAACAAGGAAAACUGAAUGAAGCACUCAUGCAUUAUAAGGAGGCAAUCCGCAUUCAACCCACUUUUGCUGAUGCGUACAGUAACAUGGGUAACACAUUGAAAGAAAUGCAGGAUGUUUCCGGCGCUUUACAAUGCUAUACCAGAGCUAUUCAGAUUAAUCCAGCAUUUGCGGAUGCACACAGUAAUCUCGCUAGUAUUCAUAAAGACUCUGGAAAUAUUCCUGAAGCUAUACAGUCUUAUAGAACUGCACUAAAGUUGAAACCGGAUUUCCCAGAUGCUUAUUGCAAUUUGGCCCAUUGCUUGCAAAUCGUAUGCGAUUGGACAGAUUACGAGGCCCGUAUGAAAAAACUUGUCAGCAUUGUCGCUGAGCAACUCGAUAAGAACAGACUGCCGUCGGUUCAUCCACACCAUUCCAUGCUAUAUCCUUUAACACAUGACUUCAGAAAGGCUAUUGCCGCCAGACAUGCUAAUUUGUGCUUGGAGAAAGUUCAAGUUCUCCAUAAGCCACCUUAUAAAUUUGCGCGUGACCUACAGGGCCGACUGCGCAUCGGUUAUGUUAGCAGUGACUUUGGCAACCAUCCCACUUCUCACUUGAUGCAAUCGGUGCCUGGAUUGCACGAUCGUAGUAAGGUCGAGAUCUUUUGCUAUGCUCUAAGUCCUGAUGAUGGUACAACUUUCCGCUCCAAGAUAGCCAGGGAAGCAGAACAUUUUAUUGACCUGUCUCAAAUGCCAUGUAACGGCAAAGCUGCUGAUAAAAUUUAUGGAGAUGGCAUCCAUAUUCUUGUCAAUAUGAAUGGGUAUACUAAGGGUGCAAGAAAUGAAAUAUUUGCUUUAAGGCCAGCCCCCGUACAAGUCAUGUGGCUGGGCUACCCGGGAACUAGUGGGGCAAGUUACAUGGAUUAUCUCGUAACUGACGCCGUGACAUCACCUCUGGAACUAGCAAGUCAGUACAGUGAAAAAUUGUCGUAUAUGCCUCAUACAUAUUUCGUCGGGGACCACAAGCAAAUGUUCCCACAUUUGCAGGAGCGUCUUAUUCUUAGUGACAAAGUGAAAUCACACAAUAACUUGGGUAUUGUUGCGGACAAUGUUGCAGUUAUUAAUGCAACUGAUCUGUCACCGCUUGUUGAGAAUACUGACGUAAAAGAAAUAAAGGAAGUAGUUAGAGCAGCAAGACCUGUGGAAAUUUCAUUAAAAGUUGCCGAAUUACCUACCACCACACCCAUUGAAACAAUGAUUGCUUCGGGACAAAUUCAGACUUCAGUUAACGGUGUUAUUCUUCAAAAUGGCUUAGCGACGACACAAACAAAUAAUAAGGCAGCGACAGGAGAGGAAGUGCCACAGUCUAUUGUAAUUACGACAAGACAACAGUAUGGUUUACCUGAUGACGCUGUGGUGUACUGUAACUUCAACCAGUUGUAUAAGAUCGACCCACUGACUCUCCACAUGUGGGUGUAUAUAUUGAAACAUGUGCCAAACAGUGUGCUGUGGUUACUGAGGUUCCCGGCAGUCGGCGAACCUAAUAUACAAGCAACCGCACAGCAGCUAGGUGUACCACCCGGACGCAUUAUAUUCUCAAAUGUGGCAGCGAAGGAGGAACACGUUAGACGCGGCCAACUAGCUGACGUGUGUCUCGACACUCCGCUGUGUAACGGACAUACGACGAGUAUGGAUAUCCUGUGGACCGGCACGCCCGUGGUCACUCUACCCGGAGAGACUUUAGCGUCGAGAGUGGCUGCAUCACAACUUAAUACUCUUGGGUGUCCUGAAUUAAUUGCCAGAACGAGACAGGAGUACCAAGACAUAGCUGUAAGAUUAGGAACUGAUAGGGAAUAUUUAAAAGCCAUCCGCGCUAAGGUGUGGACGGCCCGUACGGAUAGUCCGCUCUUCGAUUGCAAGGCGUACGCGACCGGCCUCGAGAUGUUAUAUAACAAAAUGUGGGCCAGGUACGCGAGGGGCGAUCGUCCUGAUCACAUACAGGCGAUAGACAAAUAGAGGAGAGACAAUACCGCGGGAUGUGAGUGGACUACUAAGAAACGCCGUUGGUGCUAAGUGACAGUGGACUUAAUAUAGUGAAUUGUUGAUGGUUUCGGUUUUGGAGGCAGCUGUGUUUGCGUAAAAACACUUGCGUCUAUAUGAAGCGAGUUACAGAUCUUUGUCAUACAUAUGCAUUAUGUAUUAAUAUGCAAUGAACAUACAUUUUCUGUAGUAUAUAAUAUAAUUGCAAGCAGAUUGUCAUAUAAUGGCGGUUCGAUCAGCAAUUUAGUUUGUUUUAUUUAUAAGUUAGGAUUUAGUGUUUGAGGUAUUGAUUAUUGAUUCUUAUUCGGAAUUAUCGUGAUAUGAAAUCCUUGGAGACAUAUUAGGAGGUGCGAACUCAUUUUUCGAUUACUCUUCUAUAGUUAUAGCAUAAAAUAUGGCUAAAUUUCAUACCGAGUUAGUAUUCUUUUAGAUGGUUUUCUAGUCAACUGCUAAUAAAUACUAUUAACCAUUGCCUUUGAUGGGAUAUAGAGUUGACAUUUAAUUUAUUACUACUAUUCUUAGGUACUGUAUCAUAUUUACCAUUAUUGUAAAUCAUAAAACCAAUACAAUUGUAUGAAUGCUAAGAAUACCUACUAAAACAAUCUUAGCAAAAAUGUUAUAAAAUGUGUACAAAAAUUAGAGUAAUAAAUUAUUUGAAGUUUACUCCAGUGUUACAGUAUAAAUAUGUAUAUGUAAGCUACGCGGCAUAUGUAGUUGUUCUCCGUAUGUCUUUUUGAAACAAUGGAGAGUAUUAAACUCUCAUUCAGUUGUAACUGCCAAAGGCAUCAAUAAGAAAUUAUUUAAACUGAGAGUGUAACACAUAACACCAAAUUAUUUAAUCAGUGAAGUCCAGAACCUACGCAAGACUGAUUAUCUGGAUACCCCAAUGUACCGACGAUUAGGUUAAUUAGUUCAAUUUAGUUAUUUGUUCACAUGUGGGUGACAUCCUCUAGCAGUGAAGAUGAUAAUUUUAAGUGACUACUUGUGAUAGUAUGAUAAAAGAUGGCUAUGGAAGUCGUAGCUUUUUAUUGUUAACAAUAUGAUAUCUGUAGAUAACAUUUACCCAGCGAUUUUUGUUUUCAUCAUUCAGACGUUUUGAUUAUAGCAGAAAAUUUUAACAUGCUUGAUAUUAAAGUUUUGUAUAUAAAUGGUCUUUCCUUUUGUACAUAUUUCAUUGAUUAAUUUGUUUAUGAAUUUGGUUUGUUUUAAUUUGUUUAUUAUUAUAAUUAUAAUAGUGUCUUUUACUAAAGACUACAAUUGCUUUAUCUCAAAUUGGAAGUACUCUGUUAUACUUAUAAUGUUUUAAGAUACAUAAUAACUUUCUCAAGUAUUUUUGACGUUUUAUUGAAACAUUAUCACUAGUGUAACGUUAGUAAUGUAUAUGCGCAUCAUCGUUAAAUUCAUCUCAUUUACGGCUUAAUCUGAUUGAAAUGUAAAUACUAUGCUGCAGUUGAGCAUAAUUAAGUAAAUUUUAAAAAUACGCUUAAUGUUGUUUCAUUUUGAUCGUCCUUGAAAUUUUGUUCUGCCAAGCGAUAAUUAUUAUUUAUUGCUAAGAUUUAGAGCUUUAAAGACAAUUUUAGUCUAAAGAUAUUCUUUAAACCGCUAACUUCAUUUUAUUAUCUAAUCUAUUUUUAAAAGUUGACUGUCUUCAAAUAACUACAUUUCCUAAAUAAUAAGAUAAAAAAAUAAAAUAGUAUGUUAUAAAUUAACAUUAAAAACUGUCAAUUUAAAUUACAAAAUACAUCAGUAUGAUCGCUAGCUAUCGACCUGUCACUUUGGAAACGAAUAUGGUUGGCGAAACAUCGAUUACGUCAGGAUUGUUACCUAUUUUGUAGGUUUUUUUUGUAAUGUAAAAAAUGUUGUUUACUGAUUGUUACAAUAAGUUACUACUUUUAACCUAUUUAAAAAUGUAUAGUUCUUAUUGUGUUUGUACUGUACCGAUUAAGAUGUUUAUUUUUUAACGGAAAAGGUAAGGUUUGUUUGUCAUUUAUUGUUGCGAGGCAAUUGUAUAUAAUUCCUGAUGAAUACGCCUAAUGAAUGUAUUAAAUGAUCUGCAAGUCUACGUUGGAGUCUAAUCUUAAUAUCUAUUUAAAUAGAAUUCACUUUUGCAUGUUCGUUUGAUAUGUAAUCAGGACUAAACUGAAUAAAUUAUA